Molecule: messenger RNA, 5741 nt
Organism: Neodiprion virginianus
Lineage: Eukaryota; Metazoa; Arthropoda; Insecta; Hymenoptera; Diprionidae
Gene: homer
Product: homer protein homolog 1
Exons: 6
Coding region: 264-1544 (426 amino acids)
Biological process (GO): G protein-coupled glutamate receptor signaling pathway; regulation of store-operated calcium entry
Cellular component (GO): cytoplasm; plasma membrane; dendrite
Molecular function (GO): G protein-coupled glutamate receptor binding
Source: RefSeq, a predicted model, not a curated record
UCCAUGCCACGGAAGUAUCUUUCUCGAGACGUAGUUUUUCCGAGAUAAAGACGGUCAUCUACGAAAGCGUACAUUCAUGUGCAUAAAGCACAGCGGAUGGCGACUGUCAACUGGUUGGUUCUUGCACUAAACAGGGUGGGAUUUUACGCUAACAAUUCUUGUCCUAACAAUUCGCAUCCUCUGAAAUCAGCGCAGUGUUUCAAUUCGUUUUGACCCGUUUAUCGUACCUACGAUGAGUUAGUGACGUUAGUAACAACCGUUUUAUGACAUCGGGAAUAGAGACAAUGGGUGAGCAGCCAAUAUUUACGUGUAAGGCACACGUCUUCCACAUUGACCCAAAGACCAAACGGUCUUGGGUUUCAGCCUCAACUGCAGCCGUUUCGGUCUCAUUUUUCUAUGACUCAACAAGAAGUUUAUACAGGAUUAUCUCUGUUGAGGGUACUAAGGCUGUCAUCAAUAGCACCAUCACACCAAACAUGACAUUUACCAAAACUUCACAAAAGUUCGGACAGUGGUCCGAUGUCCGAGCCAACACCGUUUAUGGUCUAGGUUUUUCUUCUGAAGCAGAGUUGGGCAAGUUUAUCGAGAAAUUCCUUGAAGUAAAAGAGGCGACGAAGAUUGCCGGCGCCAAACUCCAGUCCAAUAGCUCAUCCGUGACACCGGCAACAAGUGCAAAUGUUAGUCCAAUCACGUCUAGGUCUGUGUCGUCUUUGCCAUCCUCGGAACAGGACCUAAUAGACCCACCCAACUCGUCAAUGAUAAGUUCCAACUUGUCGGCAUCUAACAAUCCGAACCCAAAUGCAAACUUGAUAUCUGCACAGAACAGUGUGCCGUUGGUCAGCGGUAGCCCUCUGCCUGGAGGCUGCCAGAGUAAAAUGGAUGAGGAAUUGAAGAACGCAAUACAUGCUAGGUCACAGAGUAUGUCUCAGCAAAGCACAGAGAGCCCUCAGCACCAAGGAAAAUCUUUGCAACAGAUCGGAUCUAGCCAAUCCAACCAGUCGACAGAAGCUCAGCUCAAAUACGAUAACGACAGAUUAAAAAUCGCCCUUGCUCAGAGUUCGGCAAAUGCCAAAAAGUGGGAGGUUGAACUGAUAGCCGUGAAUACGGCAAAUGCUAGACUGACAAGUGCCCUGCAAGAGUCAACGGCAAAUGUAGACGAAUGGAACAGACAGCUGCAAUUAUACAAAGAAGAAAAUGCCAGGCUAAGGGCAAAGUACGCGGAUUUAGAGGCUAGCAAAAUUUCUGAAGGUAACAGUGAGGCGCUCAGGUUAAGAGUUGAAGCACUGGAAAAUGAAUUGAGAUCGCGGAACGAGGAGAUUAAAAGCCUGACCAUGGCCACAAAGAAAAAAGACUAUAUGUCACUGCAACAGGAGAACGGAGAGCUACGGGAAAUGUUGAACACUGUCCACGAGCAGCUGGAACUCGCCCUGAGUGCCAAUAAGGUGCAAAAACAGAACUUAGAUACUCUGAACUCGAGAUUAGCCGGCUACAUACAGGACCUGGAAACGGUACACCAGGAAAUAACGAACACGCUUCAAACCUAAGUCUAAAUGAUAUUAUAAUUUUUAUUUACUUUCGUCGAUUUUACGAGAACAACUAUACGCCUUUAAGGCAUCAUUAACGGGGGAAAACGUAUCGUAAAAACGGUGUAGACCGCAUAAAUCGUUGGCUACAAUGGAGCCCUUAUUAUCGAUUUAUAUUUUGCAGAAAUCUAAGUUUCUUAAAAUAGUUGAUUGUUGGAAAAAAGAAUUCUUUUCUUAGUUCUAAAGAAUCAUAAGAUUUCUUGUAUAUCGGGAUUCAGUGUUCUAAGAUGAAUUGUCGAUUCUUAUAUCAGAGAUUUAUUGAACUCGAGUUCAUGAUUCAAUCGGAGCUUUUCCCCUGUACAUUACACCUAUUACCUACGAUUUUAUAACUCACGGAGUUAACAUCGUAUAGUAUAGUAGUAAAUUUCACAGCAAUUUAUUGGCGAAGUAAAAAUGCACAAUCGAAAUUAUUAGUGUUUCAUAGUAAUCAUCUGAACAGCCGGUGUGAUUUAUUUUUCAUUUUACUACAAGCUGCGUUCGUCGUCUGAAAAUCUGCAAUCGAAGUUGAGACUAAGCAUAGAAAAAGCUUCCAGAAAAUAAAUUUGUAUAAACAAAAAAACUUGCUCAAAUCGUUCGGCCGAUUCUUUUACAAUAUGCUAAUGUUAUGAUAUCUUCGUCAGUGGAUAUCACCAACCAGCUGUUUAUGCAGAUUUCUGUAGUUCAAGAAUUUGUUUUAAUUGAAUUGAAUGCUGAGAAAUUCGCGCAAUCUACCGUUAACUGUGAGUUGCAACACGUAUUGCGCGUACCGUAAGAAGUCUAUUUCAGCUUAUUGAAUAAGAAAAGAGAGAGAAAAAAAGAAAUCUAGUAUGAAAUCAAAAGUUUGGUAUUAUUCUUGUUCCGAAUCUACCAUUGCUAUUAAUACAAUUUUGUUUGUUGUGCGCUGUUUAGUAAUCGGGAAUUUCUUUACGAUUUUUCUACGUUACUCUUUUUUUUUGCAGUUUCUUUAAAUUCUUUUUUUCUCUCCCUCAUUUCGACAAUAAAAAAUAGGCUGAAAAGGCUGACUGAAAAAUAAACUGGUAGUAUAUAAAAUUUACAAUAGUAUUAUGUGAAAAGGACGUAAUAGCGAUGUUUUAAAUCGAGAUAUUGGAAACACAAACCUCGCUCGCCAUUUAUAUUAUCUUAGUGAAAUGAGUCUCAAACGCUCCCAUACUUGAUUUAUACCAAACACAUUAAAAAGCAAGAACUCAUUACAGUUAUUUAUAAUUUUCGGCAAGUAAGUUUUUCGUCGAGUUAGGUCUCGUCUUUUAAGCCAACUGUAAUCUUGCAUCAAUGAAAAAUGCUUGCUUUCACAUUUAUUUAUUGCAUUUAUAUUAAUAUUAAGUCAUUUGAUGCUUAGAUCAGAUAUAGAUUUUAAUAACGAAACAACAAUCUACAAUUUUUUUCCGUCAUUAUCAUAGAUUUGUACGUAGUAGUAAUAUUUUAGUUUAGCCGGGUUACGUAGAAAUUUAAUCCACUGUUUCAAAUCUUCCUGGCACAUUUAAAAUUUUUUUUUUACAAAGUCUUAACUCUAAACUGUGGAAUUCCUGUUUUUCUAAGGAAACUUUGGCCGAGUACCUUACGUUUUUCUCGUUUCUGUACUGCUUAUAAGUUCACUUUGGCACGGAAUAAGUUUUUGAUAUUCUUUUUGUUUACGAUGUUUAUCAUAUUCCAUCUCAUCCAUCCGGACACUGUAUUUUAAUUUAACAAUUUGCAUCUUUGUAAUUACUGUUUUCUAGUGUUUUUUCCUAUCUUCUUCAGCUACUAUCUCUCGUUUUCACUUUAAAUCAGCACUCGUAUCGGAUUCAUGUUACCAAUGACUCUUUGAUUCCAUUUUUUCUAAGCACUUUGGUAGUUCAAUAUUUCCUAUUUAUUCAUAGUUUAAUAUUAUAAUAAUAAUUUUCGGAUAGAGCGAAAAUUUCGUUUCUACCCACUCCAAAAUCACUGAGAAAUCUCAAAGUAUAAUCUCUAUUGAAUUAAUUUUUACCAAUCAAUACAUGCAAUCUAUUUUAUAAGUUAUAUAAGAAAAUAUAUUCAUACAUCUUUAUUUCUAUAUUUCUACUGCAUAAAAAUUUUCUUCUUCGUUCCCUUAUUUCUGUUGUUUAAUAUUAUAUUUUUUCUCGUGUACACCAUAUACCACUACUUUAUAUGUAUAUAUACAUACAUAUACCUAUGUGCAUAUAUUAUUUAUACGCGUUUAUGUACCGUGGUUGAUACUGUACGAUAUACAUACAUACUUGUACACAUAUUAUAGAAACGAUUGGAUAAGUUCAUUAGAUAUUAACUUUAUUUAUUUUUUAUUCAGUCUGAUUUUUCAUAAUGAACGGAUCACUGAUCGAUUGACGUACCGUGCCGAUAAACAUUCGUUAUUUAUUCGUACUAAACAAAUGAUGAUACUAUAUAAUACUAUACAUAUUAUAUAUACAUUCAAGGAUAUGUGCAUACACAUACAUAGUAUAUACUAAUUGAAAUUUUUAAUACAAAUAAAGUCCUUGUAGAUACGAGGAUUACUGCCAUGCAUGCCAUAGCUUCUUUUCAUUUCACGAAGCUAGUUAUUAUGUAUAAAUACUAGAUACCAAAAAUUUUCGUACGUUUAUCGUUAUUGUCAUUAUAAGUGUCAUUAUUCCUAGUAUUAUUAACAUUAUUAUUGUUAUCAUUGUAAGUAUGAUCAUUAUUGCACAGAAAUUGAGUAGGAUGGAUUACGUAGUGUUUUUAAUAUUGUAUCAAAACGGGGCACAUAUUUUUAUUGCAUUUGUUCUUCAUCAGUUGAAAAUUAUUUUCACAUACAUUUUUCAUCCAAAAAACAUACCUGACAUUGUACAUUUUUUUAAACUCCAGUAUUGCAUAUUUUAAUAAAUUGUUAUGAAACAUUUUACCACCGUGACAAACGUGAAUCGAAUAUAAAACUUACUUUAAUGUCCGCUUAUGGAAAACACGAAAGAAAUACUGGGUCGGUGAUCACUCGUGUUUUCUCCUCUGUUGUCUCUGUAUCAAGUUUGAGGUAAAAAUAUCGGCACAAAAAAAGUUGAGUCCAGCCGCUUGAUAGCUUUUUUCCUGUGUCUUCCUUUGCGCCUGCAUAACGUAGUAGAUAUUCUCCUGUAUUCACGUAUUGUUUGAACUUGGAGUAGAUGAGGUGUAGGAAAUAACAAAUGAAGGGAUUGAAAUUUGGUUCUAAUUAAUAAUACUGGUACAAUGAUUAAUUGAAUCUCGCAAAUCUGUCUCUUUUUUUUGGACUAGUGUACAAUCUGCAAAGAUCUAUCUAUAUGUGUGUGUAUAUACACACGUAUGCGCAUAUGAUACAUAUACGACGAUUAUACGUAUGUAUAAAUAAGUUAAUACUUAUAUUGGCGAUAUAAUUCCUCAUCGAAUCGAUGAAAAACGAAUGCAUAUCCACUUUAUUUAAACGUAGAGGGCAGAGAAAAGAAAUUUUAGUCUAUCUAUAAAAUAAUAAUAAGAUUAUACUUGUUGGAAUAAUGGGUACCGGUAUUGUUCUUCCGAUAAUUGCGAUAACGACACUGUGAUGGAACUGUGUUAUCAUGCAGGUCGUUCGGUUAUAAUUUAAGGGUUAGUAUUACGUGAAUAAAUAAAUAGAAAAAAGAAGGACAAACCCACGUGCCAUAAGAUGAUUAUUGCCGUUGCGUGCAGUGAGCUCUGCAGCAUAAACAAACGAUGAGUAAAUAAUAAAUGAUAGAGUUAUUUAUACUCAGGCACAGGUAUAGCCGAUUUCGGCUUUCGCAAACGUCCAAUGUUACAAGUAAAUACCGUUGUUAACGUCGACGCAAUUCGGGGAUGAUGGAAUCAACGUAUCUUGUAAUGUUUCAUUCGCCAUUGGAUUACCGUUUAGAAACGGAUUUUUCUAUUUACCGAGCAAUGAAAAAUAUUAAGUUUAAUAAUCACAGGUUUCCGAGCGUCGCUGUCCAUGAAAAUACAUUCGGUUUCCUGAUUUUGUGAUCAUGGAAAUUGAUCGAAGACUUGAUUUUCAGAAAGUUUGGUUAUUUGACCAACCGAAGGUGAAUUUUAAAUUUGAGCGGCGCGUGGCAAAUCAAACCUUGUCUUUCAAACGCGUGACGAAAUCGGUUUGCCCGAGGUCUUGAAGAUAAUUGAAACUUUUUCUUGACGCACAAAAUAUCGCGACAUAUUGUGGUGAAUUAUGUUUGCAAGUUACUAUAUACAAUAAAUAAA